AACGGCUUCAAUUAUUCAACCAUCUUCCAUUCAACAGUAAGCAAUUGUGGUCUUUGUUCAAGUUUGCUCAAUCUUCUUGUAUUGUCUCCCCCCCUAGUAUACUAGGUAGAAACUUAUUCCAUAUUUUCGAGUAAUGAGCGUUGCUAGCUCCCAUCACCGUAUCGUUCUACUCGUCUUUUCAUUUAUGAGACCUACCUACCUGGUAAGAACUUUGAAUAGACUCAGUACAGACCUUGUUUAGAAUUAGAUAUUCUCUCCUUCGAAAUGCCUCCAACCCUUAUACUUGUUCGUCAUGCUCAAGCUCGUCAUAAUGCAGAAUCGAAUUUUGAAAUCCCAGAUCCGAAUUUGACCGAGGAGGGACAUAAACAAUGCGCAGACCUCCGACAAAGUCUCGUAAAGCAUCCAUUAGCCCAACAAGCUGAGCUCAUACUAGUUUCUCCCUUGCGUAGGACAAUACAGACUGCUUUGAGAUCCGUCGACUGGCUCGUAGAGAAAGGUGUCGGGAUAGAAGCCGAUGCGGACUGGCAAGAAAACUCGCCCAAGCCGUGUGACACCGGAAGCCCUAUUCGUAAACUUAUCCAGGAGUUUCCCAUGGUUGACUUUUCAAAAGUAGAUCCCGUGUUUCCGGAUAAGACAUCGCCAGCGGCAAGCCACUAUCACUUCACCAAGGCAGCCAUCCUGCUUCGCGCUCAAUCGGCCCUGAAGAAAUUGUACGAGCGUCCGGAGGAGGUUAUUGUUGUCGUCUCUCACUCAGCUUUCUUGCGGCUAGCUGUCUCUGGCUACUGGUACUUCAAUGCCGACUAUCGUAUCUUUGACUUUGCGCCAAUGGAUGAGCCUGGAGACCUAUACCGACUUGAACAGCACAAGUCUACUAAGGAGACAGGAGGAGGACUCUCCCGGAGUUGGAUUGAUCCCAUAGUGUUAGGCUCAGACCUGCCAGAAGAGGAUCCGGACGCGGUUAGGCAAGGGGACGAGCGGGGUUAUUAAGACGGCAUUUUAGCUGCCGUUCUUGAAAAGCAAUUAUUACCUAGGUACCUAGGUCCUACAUACUACCCAGAUAGGUAGGCUUAAUGCCGACUGGCCAAGUCGUAACGAAAGUGAGGAUGGUGGCGGUAGUGGUACCAACACUAACUCUUUGAGUCUUUCUCUUAUUACCUCACUUCUUAAGGCUUGAAAAUGAUCGUAGCAUGGAUCAAGCAAAAGGUCUCGCGGCGCAUUUAUUAUUCUCCAUCUCCAUAUUGCUGUGCCGCCGAAGUUCCUGACAAAAAAAAAACUAACUACCAGGGUCUAGGGCUUACUCGGUGGGUUCCCCAAAUAGGUAGGCAGGUAAGAUACAACCAACAACUUGAGCGGAAAUGAAUAUUUGAGGCAGUGCAGUCAAGCCCCCAUCCGAAUGCCUACCUUCAUUGGUAUCGAUGAAACAACUCAUUUUGCGAUUUUACGAGGUUUCGGCUAAUUUGACAGUUUGGAUACAGAAGGCAUUCGCUGUGAAUCGGCUCUAAAGGUAGAAAAGGUCAAAAAAGGCUCGUCUUAAUAUUAAUAGGCAACAGCUUUCGCGCUGACAUGGCACAGCCUCAACUGUUGAUGAGAUGAGAAUGUGGACUACAACCCCAUUGGAUCAGGUCACAUACGAGAUCUGCAACAUCCCGAACGUAACAUUGAGAUCUAAAUAUCAGUCGCAUAUGUAGACUAGUUUGUUAGCAGCUAUCCCUCGCA
Molecule: messenger RNA, 1716 nt
Organism: Annulohypoxylon maeteangense
Lineage: Eukaryota; Fungi; Ascomycota; Sordariomycetes; Xylariales; Hypoxylaceae
Product: phosphoglycerate mutase-like protein
Exons: 3
Coding region: 265-987 (240 amino acids)
Cellular component (GO): cytoplasm
Molecular function (GO): phosphatase activity
Source: RefSeq, a predicted model, not a curated record